AUGGAAACAUAUCAUGGAAGAAUUGAAACGUUAAACGACGCGCUAAUUAUAUUUGUAGAAGCGUGUCAGCAAGGAAUCCUUCAGAGAACCACACGUAGGUUGUUGGAAAAGGAAAGAGAAGAACUGUGUGGUGGAAACGUAUAUGUAUUCGAUGAGACCGAAUCAGGAAUAAAAAGAUGGACAGAUGGAAGAUUAUGGAGUCCAAGUAGGAUCAUCAAGGAUUUUCUAGUUUACCGUGAAUUGGCAACACGUGAUCGAAACAUCAAACGUCAUGAACCCUUAGAUGAACUAUUACAAAAACGAAUUUCAGCCGAAGGACUCAAAGUUCAUCAAUGUAGCAAAGGAUUGUUUUUAUUGAGAAAAGAUGGAUUAUUAAAGAAAACUAUCAGUAUCAAAUUUAAUGGGACGUAUCAACAUAUGGUCAUAUAUGAAGAUGUUAUCAAAAAAAAUUCUUCGGCCGAACCAUUAUUACCUCCUCGGGCAUUUGAAGAACUUCGAUAUCUUCAACUUGGGGAAGAUAUUUUAAAUUCAGAGAAGAUGCCAAAGGCAAAUAGAAAUUAUUCGAGAAAAAGUCAAAAAAAGUGGAAGGAACAUCAUCAGACGCAUCGUUUAUUGAAACAGUUAGUAUUUGCACAAACAGAUCAACAACGACAACAAAAUUAUCAACUUUAUUAUCAAACUGGUAUUAUUGGAGGUAAUUCACUCAUAGGAGGCGUUUUAAGUCCAGAUCAAACAUAUUUAUGGAAUAAUUCACGUCAAAUAGAAGGAAGCAAUGGAAGAGGUGAAAUGAGUAAUAAUUUUGCAAUUAAUGAUCUUAUAUCAUCUGAAAUUUCACCAUCCAUUAGCAGUUUUGAUCCAUAUGGUAAUCAUCAAGUAUUAAAUGCUCUCUCUUUUAAUCGACUCAAAUUUCAACCGCAAAACGCAACCACGGUAGACUUGACGAGCAAUACUCCAUUAUUGUCUACUCCUUGGUCACCUAAUCACCAUUCUUAUCCUUCAACAUGUGGUUCACAAUUUCAACAACAAUCUUCCAAUCUACAACUUUCUGUUAAUAAUAAUAUUAUUAACGGUCUUUCAGUACAAUUAAUCGCUGCUUCUACUAAUUCGAAUAAUUCUUUUAAUAAUCCUGCCAUUACUACUAACACUAAUAAUAUGAUUGGAAAUACUGAGGAUAAAGAUUCUAUUAGUGAUAUUAGUGAUUCUGAUAUGAAGGAGGAUUAUUGA
This is a messenger RNA of Funneliformis geosporum, 1224 nucleotides long. NCBI's taxonomy places the organism in Eukaryota, Fungi, Glomeromycota, Glomeromycetes, Glomerales, Glomeraceae. The record is from the annotation of a GenBank genome assembly.